Molecule: messenger RNA, 1120 nt
Organism: Sphaeroforma arctica JP610
Lineage: Eukaryota; Ichthyosporea; Ichthyophonida
Exons: 8
Biological process (GO): activation of GTPase activity
Molecular function (GO): GTPase activator activity
Source: RefSeq, a predicted model, not a curated record
AUGCAGUUAGUCAAAUCUCCCCGUUUUGUGCAGGCGUGUGUAGAUAUACCUGAGAUACUCCGUGCCGAAGUAUGGGCCGCGCUCAUGGGCAUCAACUCCACUUACAGGAGUGUGUAUGAGACCUACAACAAGACUUCUAAGCACUCGGCUGACCGCCAAAUCGACGUGGACAUUCCCCGAUGCCACCAGUACGAUCGCUUGCUCUCGUCCCCGGACGGGCAUGCAAAACUGAGACGCCUGCUCAAAGCUUUCCUGAGCGCCAACCCCACGCUCGUGUACUGGCAAGGUAUGGACUCUAUCUUCGCAUCUUGGCUGCGUCUCAACUUCAAUGACGAGGCCCUUGCCUUCUCCUGUGCAAAUACAUUUGUCGAGAAGUAUCUGCACGACUAUUUCUUGCCAGACAACUCUAGCGUCAUGCAGGAAACCUUGGCGGUGUACACACACUUACUGACGUUCCACGACCCCGAGCUCUCCUCACAUGUCUUGGAAAUAGGAUUCGUACCAGACCUCUAUGCUAUCCCCUGGUUCCUGACGUUGUACACACACGUGUGCUCCUUUGACAAGAUAUAUCAGAUAUGGGACAGUCUGCUGGUCAGCUCCUCGUCGUUCCCACUCUGCUUUGCUGUAGCGAUAUUGCAGCAAUUCCGAUCCGCCAUACUAUCGUACGAUUUCAAUGACUGUAUCUUGCACUUCAGCGAUAUGCCGGCACUCGAUGUGGAGUGGUGUCUGGCUACCUCGAGACAGAUCUGGGCGCAAACUCCUCCUUCAGUUACAUCGCGGAAACACGACGCUUGGGAAGCAUGCGAAGAAAACGCCAAGAAGCAGUUACAAAAGGACAUCGACAGCCAUGUCGCCGACACAACAGUAGAAGGCAAUGUUGUGAAGGGGCUACUGCUGGACUCGGAUCUAGAAUGGUGGGCAAAGACACCGCCCCUUGCCGAGCUUAGAUCAAACCGGGUAGCCCAGAUCAGGUUUGAUGAUGUGAUGCUCAUGGAUCAGUAUCUGAUGGUGGAUAUUCGUUCCGAUGCGUCAUUCCAUGCUAUUGGUCACUGGAGGGCCAGCUUGCACUUUGAUGCAGAGUCUUUAGCCAACAUGUCUGACGUUUUGUUGCCGUUUAAGG